AUGUCGCCGCCACAUCUUUCAAUCUCAGAGCUAAGCAGUGCCCAGCUCACAACCACUUUCCGAGGUCUCCCCUUCCAACCUAGAGCAUCAAGUGCGAUUGAUAGAUCAGCCAGACUCCGUCCGGCGAGCUCGAUGGCAGCACCAAUGGCCAUCCAGGGUGAUUUAAACAACACAUCAUCAAUGCGUCAAGUUGAGCACCUGGAAAUCGAUCCCAUCUACUCCUUUAAAUCCUUGGCGUUAACCGCAGAUCAAGACAAUGCUACGGUGAGAGAGAAAUAUCGGCCAUUCAUACUGGACCCCGAUGUCACGUCAAGUGACUGGAUCAGUAAGCUGGAAUUGAGCAUCGUGACGCGACUGGCGGAGGCGGAUCUUCAGACCACAGGGCAGAGAUUGAAAGUGCUAGUUCUGUACGGGAGUCUGAGAUCGAGAUCCUACUCCAAGCUUCUAGCUUUUGAGGCAUCGCGAAUCUUGUUCAGACUAGGCUGUGACGUUCGUGUCUACGACCCGGCCGGCUUACCUGUCAAAGACGACGUCCAGCAUAGCCAUGCCAAGGUUCAGGAAUUGCGAGACUUGAGCCGCUGGAGCGACGGACAGGUUUGGAUAUCGCCUGAGCAGCACGGAACUCUGACCGCAGUCUUCAAGAACCAAAUUGACUGGAUCCCCUUAUCCGUCGGCUCUGUCCGCCCAACUCAAGGCCGGACGCUCGCUGUUGCCGAAGUCUCCGGCGGUUCGCAAUCCUUCAACGCCGUCAACUCCCUCCGUAUCCUCGGCCGAUGGAUGCGAAUGUUCGUAAUCCCAAAUCAAUCUUCAGUCCCUAAAGCCUACACGCAAUUCACGUCCGAAGACGCAGAUGAAGGGGGAAGCCGCAUGAUUCCCAGCGGGAACCGGGAUCGGAUCGUGGAUUGCAUGGAGGAGUUUGUGAAGUACACGAUUGUGAUGCGGCCGCACUUUCAGCUGUUCUCUGAUCGGUUCAGUGAGAGGGAGGAGAGAGCUGUGAAGGCGGAGAAGGAAAGGGAGAAGGAGAGGGUGGAGAGAGAAAAGGAGAGGGUGGAUCAUGACGAGGCGGGUAAGGUUGACAUGAUGGUUCCUCGCUAG
Drepanopeziza brunnea f. sp. 'multigermtubi' MB_m1 is the source of this 1095-nucleotide messenger RNA. RefSeq lists its product as uncharacterized. Gene Ontology annotation, molecular function: oxidoreductase activity, acting on NAD(P)H, quinone or similar compound as acceptor. The record is from RefSeq and is a predicted model, not a curated record. Lineage: Eukaryota; Fungi; Ascomycota; Leotiomycetes; Helotiales; Drepanopezizaceae.